AUGGGCAACAACAACUCGUCCCCGCCGCCCCCGCCGCCCGCACCGACGGCCCCGCCGACCCCUGCGCUGACUCUGACGUCGGGCGCGACGCUCUUGACGCAAACGACGAGCCAAGGCAACGACCCGAUGCGCUUGGACUGUGGCAGCCCGACACUGCAGAUUUCGCGCGUUAUCUUCGCCUCGUACGGCACGCCCAGCGGCAGUGGCCUCGGCGCGAAGUUCGGCACGUGCUUCUCCGGGGUGUCGCAAAAGGUUGUCACGAGCGCAUGCGCCGGUUUGCAGGCGUGCAACGUGGCCGUCAACAACGGCAACUUUGGCGGCGACCCAUGCCCGGGCACAGCUAAGCGCUUGACGACGUGGGCCCAUGUGGCCGAGCACGAGACGCUGAACCUCAAAUGCGCGAAUGGCUAUGUCAUUGCGAGUGUCGACUAUGCAUCGUACGGUCUGCCCACAGCGGCCUACACCAACGGGUGGUGCCAUGCUGCGUCGAGUGUCAACGUCUUGACUCAACUCUGCGUCGGCCAAGCGUCCUGCGCUGUCCCGGCCAAGAAUGCUCUCUUUGUUGACCCUUGCGUCGGCACCUUCAAGGCGCUCGCGGCCAAGGUCACGUGCAAGCAGGGCACGGCGCCGGACGAAAUCUGGACGCCGUUCGUGCCCCCGAGCUGCACGCUGUAG
Messenger RNA from Saprolegnia parasitica CBS 223.65, 675 nucleotides. RefSeq lists its product as hypothetical. The transcript is spliced from 3 exons. Lineage: Eukaryota; Oomycota; Saprolegniomycetes; Saprolegniales; Saprolegniaceae. Bases 1 to 675 code for a protein of 224 amino acids. Gene Ontology annotation, molecular function: carbohydrate binding. The record is from RefSeq and is a predicted model, not a curated record.